This is a messenger RNA of Phytophthora sojae, 8520 nucleotides long. RefSeq lists its product as hypothetical. The record is from RefSeq and is a predicted model, not a curated record. Lineage: Eukaryota; Oomycota; Peronosporomycetes; Peronosporales; Peronosporaceae. Bases 1 to 8520 code for a protein of 2839 amino acids. The transcript is spliced from 4 exons. Gene Ontology annotation, molecular function: protein binding.
AUGGAGCGCGCGGCGCGCUCGCCGCAGUCCCGCCACCGCAAGCGCCGGCUGCUGGAGGCCACGCAGCACGCGUCGCCGCCCUCGGAGCGUCUGCUGGUCGUGGGCCUGGCGGCGCGGGUGGCGGCCGGCCCCAACGCGGACGACGCCGACGUCGUUAACGCCUGCGUGCGCGUGCUGCGCAACGCCAAGAACUGCGUCUACCUGCGGGCGCUUGCGGCGAGAGCGCUUGGGCUGCUGAUGCUGGAGAGUCGAGCGCUGGCCGACCGACUGCGACUCGAGACGGAAGGGCUGGUGGACGCACUGCUGCAGGUCGUGGGCUACUGCAGACGUAGCAGGACGCAGACGGCGGACACGAGACGCGUGCACGUCAACUGCUGCCUCGUCAUCUCGCUGUUGAUGCAAGCGCCGUCACAGCAGCACCACCUGCAGCUGGUGGUCUCGCUGGACUCGGAGCUGCUGGUGCUGCAGCCGCAGCCUGUCGAGCGAGAGAGUGCGAACCUCCUCCUUACAGCUGCAGGUCGACCGGAGAGCGGUGACACCUCCCGGCAGUUCAGCGAUGACGCGGCUGUAUUUGCACCGAACUAUGUUGAACGUGUUCUCGAUACGAAAAAGAAGACGAAGAAGAAGAGAAGGAGACAGGCAGCCAGCGGGCCGCCAUCACCAACUCGAGCCGCAGGGAGCACGAACCAGCAGUCCCCACCGCGACAACACCGCCCCGCGGUAGCGUGGGGUGAGCGCGGGGGUGAUACAGACGAAGUUUUGUCAGCUAGUGGUCCUCCUGGUAGCAGCACUGGCAAACGUAGAGUGGGACGGGGUGCUGCUGACAACCUUGCUGCUGAUGUUGCCAGGAGGGAGACCCCCAGUCGGAUCUUCAAGAUGGAGCGCUAUCGCGUGGUCACGCCGAUAUUCCCUCGCCAGUACAUGCUGGAUCCUCCACUGUCUCCGCUUCCGCUUAUCCAGCCGACCGGGGGUCAUCGCAUGUCUGGUGGAGAGCUGGAAUCGGAGCAACGAGACCAAGAAAGUGACACCCAAGACGUCAAGCAAGCAACUGCACCUCCAACUCAUCCUGCUUCAGACACGCUAUUGCUCCCGAAGCACAUGCUCGAGAUAUUUCGCACUCGUCGAAUGCCCAUUGCGUCUCCGGCAUAUUUUCAGCAGCAUCUUCGAGACAGCGAGGGCGUCGAUUCAAGUGCCAAAGGUGAGAGACGAGUAAGUUCCAGUCGGCUUCAAGUGACCAAGUGGGAUCAAUGGAGUAAGGCGCACCGAUACGAUGAAGAUGAAAGCGAGCGAGAUGCAAUGACUGCUGUGGCUACGGCAUCAAAAUCACGUCCUCUUCCUGGUGAAGCUGCUGCCACGAGUGAGAAGACAGUAGAUGCAACUGCGGCACCGACCGAUGAGCUAGAGCCAAUGACACCUGCGGUCAAGCGGCAACGGCUGAGGGAAAUCCUUAGCUCUCCGGUGGAACCUAACGAGCACAAUGUGCGCCAACUGCGAGCGCUAGCCCAGCGUGUCAACACUUCAGUCAUGACGUCGCUUGGGUCUGAGAUAACGCGAGUGACGCAUCAAGAGCAGCAGACACGGCAAGCAAUGCAUUCGAUGAUCCAGCAAGAGCGCGAACGGCUUCCGCUAAAGUUUUCGUUUCAGCUUCCCGGGGGUGCUGCGUACUGUCGACACCGUAUGAGGCGCGCUAUGGCGCUCUGGAUCCUAGAAUUUGAGGACAACCAGCGCCGCAUGGCACUCAUGCAGUGGAAAGCUGUUGUGGAGCACGCGCGUUUUCUCGAGCGUGGACAGGAGUAUCACCGUCAAGCAACCAAAAGACGCCUCAAAGUCGCGAUCGAGUACGUUCUGCGCAGUUAUCAACAGCAAGGACUUCGAAAAUGGGUCGAGACUACUCAAGAGCUUAUUUGGCGUGACCGUGAUACUGCUGUACGACUCAUUCAAGUUGAGAUCCGAAGGCACUUGGGUCGAGAGCGCUUCUUGGCAAUGCACCGCCAACACCCUUUUGCUAGUCCCGUAUUGCGCGAUAUCUAUCUCGCCCCGGCUCACCCUGAUCUCCCGUUUCGUAUUCCGAGUGAGGUCCGUGAGCACAGACGGAUGUUGUGGCGAGCAGCCGAGCUUGUGCAAAGUGCAUACCGUUACCGUCGCUUCCGAGUAGCACUCGCGCGCUACCGUGCUGCAGCCAUCCGAAUUCAAGCACUGCAGCGUAUGCGUGCGGCUCGCAUACAUUAUCACCGAGUGCGGAGACAAAUAAUUCUGGUGCAGUCGCUGGCUCGUAUGCGUGUUUGCCGUGACGCGUUCCUAACCCUUCGGAACGCAGCGAUGCUUGUCCAAGCCGUGUUUCGGACUGUGCGACUGCGGCGUUUGCGGCGCUUGGUACUGUGUGCGCAGCGAAAAGAAAGUGAACGUCUGCUGUCAAGUAUUGUGCUACUGCAGCGAAUCGCGCGAGGCUUCCUCGGAAGGAUCACCACUCGUGAGCUUCGCCUUAUUCGGGACCAGGAGUGGCACGCAGCACUUAUCUUUCAGCGUUGCUGGUACAGGCGUAAUAACGAGUGGUCUACGUUUUUGCUGCUUGGGUGUCUACGCGAAAAGGAGAAUGAGGAACGAGAGUUUGACGCCCAGGUGCUUGCCUUCAAGCACAACCACAUGGCUCGUGUGAUUCGCUGCGCGUGGCUGUCGUAUUUGGCUAUGAAGCGAAACAAAGCUGCUGCAUUCAUUCAGCGAAAUGUUCGUCGACAUUAUGCACAGCAGCAAGUCCGGCUCAUGCGCCGCCAAAAAGUGGCUCAUCGGCGGAUCAAGUGGUUCUUCCGUGUCCAUCACGCUAACCGCAUUCGGACGGCCAGAUACUUGCAAUUCUGGUGGCUUAAGGCUGUUCCAGGAAGGCUACGGAGGCAUUUAUUUGUUCGCCGUAUCACGGAGGAACGGGAGGAGAGACGUCGCCAAUUCGAGCGAGAAGAUAGUGCUUCAUCCCGAGUUCAAGCUCUUGUGCGGGGUCGUAUGGGACGAAAGAUUGCAAAGCGCGAGCGCUCUGCACGCUCCAUCCAGCGGGCGAUUCGUAUUCAUCUUAUGCGGAAACACUUUCGGGAGGAGAUGGCUCGCAUUACAGCUCUGGUUUCCCACCAGACUGCGGAUGACUGCAUUCGUGCGGCGACGCAUAACGUGCUCGAGGCUACGAUGCAGCUGUAUAACGCUUCGGCGUCCGAGAUUCAGCGUAUUUUCCGUGGUGCCAAUUGCCGAAUGCGCGUGAUGAGGAACAUUGUUUACGUGGAGUUGCGCUCACGCAUGGCAGUACGAAUUCAGCUCAAGUGGCGGCAGAAUGCCCACCAACGAGCCGCGCAGAAGUUACUGCGAGCCCAAAAGCGCAAGCAAACGAACCCGUUUCGCACGGACUGUUGCCUGGGUGUAAUAAUUGAGAAGAUGUUAUCGUUCUCGACCGUAUUUUACGACCCAGACGACGAACUUCGCGGGAUGUCCGUGCAAGAAUGGCUACGGCGGCUUGGCCUCAGUCCAAAGUACAGUGAGGUGUUCCAGAAAAAUCGCUGGAUUGCUUCCGCUGAUCCCGUCCACGCGCUACAGCGGCUUCGGGAUCUCGACCACGAGGCGUGCGAGGAGCAGCUUGAAUGUAUUGGAGUUCACGACGCUAAGGACAUGCAGAUGAUGCUAACUAACCUGUUCGCCUACAAGACGAUUCAGGAAACGAAGAGGCAGCGUAGAUCACUGGUAGUGGCCCGAGAGAAGCAGGCACUGCUCAAACGCAACUGUGAUUUCGCGCAGAAGCAUCUGCAAGCAUGCGUUGAUGCGCAGCAGAAGUACGAGGACGCGCUGGAAGACGUACUCCAGGAAGCGAAAGAGUUCCGCAACCCGCCUAAAGCUGUGCGCGACAAGCAAGCUGCUUGCACCCGCGAGCUUGAAGAUGCCCUCAAGAAAACUUCCGAAGCCCACGCGAAAUGCGAAUCAUCUGCUAGCAUUCUGGCUGCGCACGUGCGAGAGGUCACUACACAGCAACAAUUGCUCUCGACACGACAAGAGCCGAAGGAGAUCUCUGCAGUACACAGCUUGCGCAGUCUCCGGCUCGUAGACCAGCUCAACGUGGCUCGGGAAAUGUUCCUUGAACGGUUUCCCGGCUUGGACGCGCGUGCACUUGCUUUUGCUGGAGCUGUCGAGGAGAACCAAGUCACGCGGUGGCAGCUGCAGCACUUUUUCGACGCGAAUACUACGAUAUCCGAGGUGAAACUCAACAUGAAGGAGCUGACGUUCUUCGCCUUCGAAACGGAGGUGAAAAGGCAUGAUCAUGCGAGGUUUGGCCAGUGCAUGGACAUUUUGCAAUAUGGUCACGAGCGACUGUCUGAGCUCCUCGGAAUACCAAUGGAGGUGAUUGUACUCGGCGUUGAGAAUGCGACUUCCUUCGUAGAUGGACAACGCACCUUAGCACACCGGAUGCUGCUUGGGCGUAUUCUGUUAGAUACCGUAAUGGCGUCAAGGAAUGCUCGUGGUAAUCAGGAGAAGGCGCGCGUUUGGCGAGCAGGAGUUGACACAAUUGCCAAGAUGAAUGCAACGGCUACCAAGGUGCAGAGUCUUUGGCGUCGUCGUGCUGGGAACAAAUUGGUGACUGGGUUACGAGUCAAUCGACGCCACCAAGAACUGCGCGAACAGUACCUUACCGAGUUUCACGCUGAUCAUGUUACACCUUUAUGGCAGGCAGAGCGCAAGAAGGAGCAGGAGGCGUUGGACGCUUGGCUGGAGGAAGAGGCUAAGGCACAUCGCAUGCGGCUUCUGUACAAUAUUCUACGCUACCCUUACGUUGAGGAAUGGGACGACGAGACUCAAUCGUACGUGUACGCCAUUUAUUCGCAACAACCGAACAAUAUUGAAGCGGUACCUGGCGGAGAAGAAGAGUUGCAACCACCGGAGCAAGUUCAGGUCAGAUACUAUGUCUUCGAGAAACCUACGUACUCAAUUGAGGAAGAAGACAAGGUCAUCCGUAUUCAAGCCCAAACACGCCGGUUUCUAGCUCAGCGUCGUCUCCAAGAGCUGCAACGAGUGCAGCGACGCCAACGACAGCGUCAAGUUCUUGAGGCUGAGUGGGAUAACUCUCGCCAAGAGCGAACGCAGCUGGUCACGCUUAAAUUCCAGAUUCAGUGUAAGGGCAACUCGCACGUGAACGCCUGGCUGAGUGGACGAUUGAAGUCAAAAGCUCACGCACCUUCAAACAGUAGCGCGAAAUCUCCAGCAAAGCGCGAUGCCAGUAGCAAGAAGCUUAUCGUGGCUCCGGCAGAAGGACGCGUCAAGUCGCCUACGAAGAAAAGCGGAGGGCAGAGAGAAGAGAGCACUAAGGACGCUCCGACCGACGCUGCAAUAGAACAGCGCCGGGCUCGAUUGCACGGUACGCUUAAUGCAGUCGUUGACCUACUGACCCCGACCUAUCACAACAGCGUGCGAGCUGAGCAUCGCCGCAAUUGGAGCUUCCCGGUGAACUCGCGUCCGGGCAACGCACAUGGUCGAGCGAUCAUUCGCCUUCUGGAACAGCUCCCAGCUUUCUAUCGGCAAACCGCUCCGGAAUUGCAAGCAUCAACCAGUCUCCGUUACACGAAGAUGGCGUUGCGUUUUGGCUGGGAAGAGGUGUAUCCAACUGGGGUCUCGCCGGUGCAUGCGCCGCGCUCAUAUUUUUUCAACAAGCACACUCACGAGAUAUCCUGGGAGCGGCCCGAUUACUCGUUCGAGGAACAGUUUGCGGCUAUCCGAAUUCAAGCCCUGGCGCGAACUCUCGUGGCGAUCAAUGAGCGUGAAAGGGAAGUCGCAGCUAUCGCUUUCGUGGCCACCAUUCAGGACGCUCUUAAACGAGCAACACGAGUCGGUUGGGUUGGUUAUGCACUGGAGGGUAUGACAUCCGCAGUGUUCUUGAGCAGAUUCGGGCUCACCAAGUACGUGGCCUCCCCUCUAGGGAAAAUUCCGCUACCUGAGCUAUUGGACAAAGUGUCGUCCGAGCAGAAGGCGAAAGGCCUCGGUUGGAGCAAGGAAGAAGCUGCAUUGGUGCCCAUGUUCCCAAGAAUUCGAGCCCGCCGAUUCCCGCAGAGCUACGCGAGGGAGACGACAGUCUCUGCCAGCAUCAAACAUCCCUUCAAUAUUCUACCGACCGAACGCGUGAUCUCCCAGCUCGUCACGCACAGUUAUCCGAACCAACAGGGGCGUGUAGCUGGUCUGAUCCGUGCGCUGCGCAGUUCAACGACUCCGAUUUCGUACCGAAUGCUGGAAAUGCACCUUCGUCGAUACGCGGGUCGCCCCGACGACGCGAUAGCCAACGUUGGCGAGAUCGCUUCGCUAGCGUUUGCGACCCGAAAGCCUCAGGAGAGAUCAAUUUUCGUGGCUUACCGUCGCUGUGCUGAGCGCUGUGUAGUAUACGCUGCAAAUUUGAAGCUUUCAACACUCCAGAGGGAACUGUCAGCGGUGUUGCGAAUGCCACGACGACUGUUAUCGUCUUCUGAAUUGACAGCCGAGGGAAGUUCCCAGCUUUCUGUCAAAGACGACGACGUACUGGGGAGUGCCAAUACGGCCGCUGCUAUACCUGUCGUCCCAAUAUCCCCUGAAGAGGAAGAGCGAUGGCUGAAGGAAGCUUUGUCUCGUUACCCGCGGUGUACAGUCAAAGGCCUCUGGGAGAAUGAGGCACAAAAGCCGUUCUCAUAUGCCCAGAUGGCUCUCUAUCUCCGGGAAGAAGCGCUCGAGCGUGUGCUUGCUUGGGAGCGCACCGCUCUACUGUGUCAGACAAUCUUCCGGAUGAUCCGAGUACGCCGAUGGUACAUCGCUACACAGCGAGCUCGCGCGUACGCUGCGAUGACGAUUCAGUGUGCGUGGCGGUCGUUGGGAGCUCGAGAAGUUCGAGCGCUGCUGGAGUCUCAACAGCAAUCACCUUACGAGCAACGUCUAGACAAGCGCACGGGCACCUUCUACUUCGUGUACAUCCCUACGGACGAGAAGUUACUUGAGGAACCCCGCGACGAAGUGACCGGAGGAAUUCUGCCGUUCCGUCCCAUGAUCCAAGACCGACUCACGAAAAGGUGGAUGCUCGCGUGGCCGCACUACAAGCCAGCUUCUCAACGCCCGCGUACAUCAAAGUCGGGGCCUGGCGCUGAGACGCCUUGGGUUGCUUGCAGUAUCUGCACCGCAGAGCGCGCAGCUCGCCGCUGCAAUGAAUGCUACUCACCUAACGGCGACUACGUGGAUUUCUGCCUCGCGUGCUUCUACGACCGUCACUUCCCCACCGCUGCGGCGAACCCUCCAGAGGACCUCAGUUGGCACACGUAUACAGCAUUGAAUACCCUGAGCACGCCGUUCUUCCGCUGUGUCGAGUGCUCCAGACCGUCGACUCUCCGCUGCUUGCCUUGCAACGAGCACUACUGUGAGCGUUGCUUCACGCGUGUUCACGCUCGAGGCAAGACCCGCUCAUCCCACGCCCGUGAAUGGUACGCAGCCCAAGCUGCGGCAUGUGUCGAGUGCGAGAUGAGGGUGGCUUGUCAGCGAUGUCUUACCUGCCAGGAUGCACUCUGCGAGACAUGCAUGGCGCGUACGCACGCUCGCGGCCGGCGCGCCGACGGUAAGACGCACGCGGUGGAGCUACUCGCCCAACCUCUUGAGCCCGGUGAAGUUUACUGCGAGCAAUGUCACGCGCGUAGUGGCGAUGAACGCUGUGAGUUCUGUGCCCAGACGCUCUGUGCUGUGUGCCACUGGAGUUCCACGUCGUCUAGCGGAGUGCGAAGCAGUCGGCAUGCACUGGUGUGCGUUGAGACGGCUCUGGCUGAAAAGCGACGAGAACUGCUAGGAGAUCGAGGACUUUGCGUGGAAUGUGGCAAAGCUGCCGACCGUGAGUGCGCCACCUGCGGUGAUCGAUACUGCAGCGUGCGCUGGAUGGGGAACCCGGGGUGCUUUGAGCGUUUCCACAGCAAAGGCAAGCGUUCCGACCACACGUUCACGAUGGUGGAGGUCCCGACUGAAAUGCCGCAGGAGAUCCUCGCGCUUGAGGAGCAAAUCCGAGUUAAACGGCGACGAGAUGCUGAGAUGGCUGAGCAGGAGGCCAAGCGAAUGGCAGCAGCAUUGCUGGGAGAAGAGGGGGCUGCAGUGAAGAAAAAAGCUGCCAAGACGCGGCAAAAGAAGCCAAAGAAAAGCAAAAGCAAGAAGCGCCUGGCAGUGGACGCGCCUGAGGGCAAGAAGAUCUGUGCUGUCCCGCAGUGUCGACGCCGCGCACUUGUCCUCGGCGUCCCCGGCGUAUCAUUCUGUCCCGAACACUUCACGCUUCAGCACGCGCUUGAAGUCGCUGGGAAGGAUCCACUAGAGGCAGCAAAGCUGCUGGCACUGGUCGAGAACGGUGGUGGGCGAGUGUUGAAGAGCCAAAAGUCUGGCUGGCAGGGACUGCUCCCGAGCAGGCUUUUUCCUCGUCGACGUGGCAAUCGCAAAGGCUCCGCUACUUCGCAGAAGGUUAAGGAGACCCCGUCGAGCACCCAGGCGGAGUCCUCGGCCGCUUCAACAACUUAA